GAGCUACGUUAGAAAGGGGGUUUUAUUGCCCUCUAUCUCUGUACCUACUAAACUUGCUCUAGCCAGCGAGCGAUGGUAUUUGUGCACUCUCUUGCUGGUGCGCGAGUAUAGUUAAUACAGAUAUUAGUGGCAGUGCGCGAUCACGAGCACGACUACGGCCAAGGGGCCAAAAGAAAAUUUGGAUUAGUAUAAGCGUAUUUUCUCGACUGAAUUCACCAUAGUUCGAGCAAUUAAUUUGUUGCUGCUGCGAGCCCUCGGUCCGUUUUUAAAAUCGAUUUAUUUAUCCCGAAAAACUCGCGAUCGCGUUCAACCAUCCCACCAAUAUCGGACCCGGUUACGAAGUUGUUCCGACGGGCAGAUUCGGGGGCCACGAAAAGGCCGUCCCGCGCGCCUACAGAGAAAAAAGAAAAGUUAUGAGUGACCUGUCGACCAAUAUUUGUUUUGAUGCCCUAUCGGUUCUGAACGGCACCACCGUCCAGCUGGUCGAAAAUGUGUGCAGCAUCUGCGGAGCAUCGCAUUACACCCAAAAUUGUCCAGACUUUGCCAAGGGAGAUCAUAUCAAAGAUAAGCCCUCGCUUAACCUCUCAAGGUCAUCGGUUCCCAAUGGGCUGCUGAUAAUGGACUCCGGGGUGGUGGCGGCCGGAGAUGGCACUACCACCCCCUCACCCUCCUCCAGCAGCACCUGCGUCGUGACGUCGCAAAAGUUCGCCAAGGGAACGCGCUUCGGACCGCUGCUGGCCCAGAAGAGCUACACCCCCAUCAAGGGCCUGCCGUUCCCGCUGGUGCUGUUUGCCAACACGCCGCCCUCGUACUACUACGGCACCGAUCUGCUCAUGCUGGACUUUGAGCUGCAGACGCUGCUGAGCGGCCGGAACGUGUACCUGGACACGCGCAACGAGUCCAAGUGCAACUGGAUGAUCCACGUCAGUUUGGCGCGGUUCAGCAACGAGCAGAACCUGAUUUGCUACCAGGAAAACGACGAGAUUUACUACACCGCCAUCAAGGACAUCGAGCUGGGCGACAUUCUGCGCGUGUGGUACUCGCGUAGUUACGCGGCCAAAAUCGGCGCCACCUUGCUGGAGCCCAGCCCGUACGACAUUUGCAACAACAUCCUGCGUUCGGUCAGCCUGGACUACGGCCUCGACCUGGACCAGAACCAAAACUAUUUGGAGAGCUUCCCGUCGACGUCCGGUGGGUCGAGCAACCAGUUGACCCAUCACCACCACCACGCGAUUUCGUCUUCCUCGAUGGUUGGUGGAAGUGAUGUGAACAAUAACAGCAAUGGGGGCAACUCGGCCACGGUGACUUCCUCCAGUUUAUGCGGCGACGCAAGUUCCAGCAGCUAUGACAAAAUUUCGCUUCCACCGAUAGACAGUCUGAUGAAGACCACGUCGCCCAAAUACACCACCAAUCACUAUCACAUGUUUGAUCUCGAUCUAAUCGGCGGAACUUCGCAGUCCUGCGAGGACUAUGGCCAGUUCAACCCAACGGCCACCUCCUGCUCACCAUCGUUGGUACCGAUUCAUCAUCAGCAGCAGCAACAGCACCAUCACCACCCUCAUCAUCACUCUAGUCAGCUGUCCGACAGUCCGUCACAUUCGCAGUUUGCGGUUCAGCAACCUCAUCACAGCACCGUUGCGGACAUGCACCAGCAACAGCAUCAGCAGCUAGUCCACUCUUCUUACGGCGGAUAUCACCAGCAGACGCUUCCCGAGGACACGCUCAGCCCGGCGGACCUGAUCAACAUUUCGCUGGGGGCAAGCGACAUGAACAUUGCGUUCGACUCGUUCGAAGCUGGCAACUUGAUUGGGUACGACGGUGGUAACAGCAGCAGCGGAAGCAACCUGGCCGAUUCGGGCAUCAGCAUUGGUCAUGGGGGCGUUGGAUUGAUGGACGGCGGUGGCAAGUUGCACAGCCGGUACUCUUCCUCGAGCGAUUCGCUGGUCACGCUGAACGACAGCAUGGGCGGAGGAAUGGUUCCGGUGGCGCCGUCCUCCGUGACGCCGAUUCCAUCUGCGAUGGGUGGUGGUGGAGUGGGGGUGUUGGCGGGCGCUGCGGAUCCGGAAGCGGACAAAAAGUACCCGUGCGAGAUUUGUCUGCGAAAGUACAUGACCAAGUCGAACCUGGACAAGCACAUGCGCAAGCAUAACCUGUUUUUGUGCGUGUUUUGUAUGAAGCUGUUCCAACUGGCCGAGGAGCUGAAGGACCACGAGUGUACGGAGCGCAAGUCCAAGACCGCCUACCUGCACUGUCCCAAGUGUCUGAAGGUGCUGUCCAACUCCUGGUCGCUGCAACGCCACAUGAAGAUCCACAAGGACUCGAACGGGGAUCAGAUGACCGACGGUUUGCUCCGCCAACAGUCAGAGUCAUCCGAUAAGAUGCUACUUCUGGCCGGCGGUGAACCCAAGGACGAGCCGUCGAUUCCGUUUGACGAGCUCGAGUCUACCGGGCUGGACGAGUUGAAGCCCAGUCUGGAGCCGUUUGAAGCGACCGAACCGGGGACCGAUAUGGACGUCCAUCACCACCACCAUCAUCACCACCACUUGUUGGACAUGGCCGGGGACGAGGCAAAUGAUGGGACUGUUUUGUUGGAAGCGGAGCCGUUGCAGAUACAGUCGGAUAUGGAGGUUGAGCAGCAGGUGGAAUUUGAGCAACCUUCGGUUGCGCAGCCUUUGGUGGCGCUGUCGAGUAUCACGACGAUCCCGAUCACGAAUACCAGCUCGAGUCAGGACAUGAUCACCGACGUUCAGGCUCCAAACGGCAAGCAGCUGUACAAGUGCAUCGUGUGUGCAAAGUUGUUCAAGAAUCCAAACGCUUUAGAGAAGCAUCUGCGCAAGGUUCACACGGUCUACACCAUUUCGAAUGACUACAAGACCGAGAAGAAGGUGUUGACCCAGAUCAACCAGAAGAAAACUUCGCCGAUUAAGCCGGCAAUAGCCAAAGCACUCGCAACGAAGCUAACCCAGAAGAGCAAGAAGAUGGAAGCCGCGGCCGCAUCCAGCAACGGUGCAUCUCCUGCCGCGGCCAACAGUCCCACCAAUAGCGGUCCCAUCGUCAUAACGCCCGUGGAGCAGAUCCAGCAGCCGCCACCUCCACCCCCGGUCCACGUGCCUCGCCCAUACAACAAGAAGAAACAUCUGAACAACGUCAAGUUACCAACCUCGACGACCCCGGCCGGUCCACUGCAGCUCACGACCAUCCCGGCGACGGCCACGGCCAACCAAACAACGGCCGGCAACAAAUCGCACAGCAUCAUCAUCAUCUCGAACCUCGAGCUGACCAACAACAACCUGAUCGAUACUAGUCAACUGUUUUUGAACCAAAACAGCAACGCUCUAGGCAAUAAGAUAGAUGUUAAAGUAUUAAACUCAACGGACAAGUUACCCAAGCUGGUGCCAAUCUCGAGCCACGGCCCGUCACCACCCUCGAUUCUCCCACCGCCCCAACAGCAGCAGCAGCAGUUUGUCGGACUCCCGUCGCUACAUCCCACCACAACAGCAACAACGACGCCGACGACGGCUGCCCCCCAAUCCGAGGGUUCGUGCGCCCUGAACGCCCUCAUCGAGAGCAGCGGCAUCAACGUGGACGAAAGCCAAGACUCGCACCUGCUCACGCUGUCCCCGAUCAAAAUGGGCUCCAACAGCAAUGGCGGCGCCACCACCAUCAUCACCAGUGGCGACGCCAGCAGCAACAGCUUCCUCGGACCGGACGAACUCUCCGCAGACGCUAACGAUAGUAACCAGCAGCUGUUGUACGAAGACGGCGAUAGUGGCGAUAGCCCCACUGGUGCGCAACUAACCCAAGCCAGCUAUCCGUGCGAGGAGUGCGAUAGGGUGUUCCCGAAGAACUACCAGCUGAAGCGCCACAUGGAGAUCCACGACAGCACGUACUACAUGUGCCCGUACUGCGACCGGUCCCCGCUUAAGGCGAAAACGUCCGUGCGCAAGCACCUCAACACGGUCCACCCGGAGCGAGCCCCCCCGAAGGAAGAGAUGAACAAGUUUAUCGCCACGCUGGUCGUCAAGGACGAAAAAAUUCUCAACGAGCUGUUUAUCAAGAACGAGCGCAAGAUCCGCGCCAAGUGCGCCAAACAGCAGGCCAAGCAGCUGCAGCUGCAAAUGCAGAAACAGCAGCAACAGCUGUCGCAGCAAGCCGUGGUGAUUGUGCAGGAUGUGGCGGCGUCCGUUGGCGAGCAGCAGGAGGAGGUGAUCGGUGUCGCCUACUCGGAUGAGCAGCAGCCGGCUCAGCAAGCUGCGGCGAUUCCCGACAAUUCGCAGCAGUUGGGCGGUUACGAGAGUGAGGAGAAUCAGGGGGUGGAUUGUGGGAGUAGUGCGAACGGACCGGAAGUUAGGAGCGACGACGAGAGCAACGGCUUGAAGCGGCGAGUGGUCGAGGGAAGUGGCAGCGGAAGUGUGGGACAGUGCGGCGGCAGCAAGAGCAGUGAGGAGGUCAAGCGAAUUAGGUUGGUGGACGCCAAUGGUCAGGAGGUGCGGUACAUUGCCGCCGCUGGUUCGAACGGGACGGCGCUCAAAUAUCUGCGCAAGAAGUCGAUCGGAGUAGGCGAGGGCAGCAGCAGCAGUAACGGUGGUAAUCCGAUGCAUCCACCUGGGACCGCUGGAGGAGGGGGAGGUGGCCAGUCGACGAACAUUGACAACCAGAUGAUUCUGGACAACCUGUUUGACAACAUCUCGAUCGAGAACUACGAGUUUGAUGACAACACGUCCAUUCAGUCGUACAACAUGAUCGAGGAGCGGUUCAAGACGUCGUUCGACCAGAUCCAGGAAAAGCUGGACGCCGAGCUGUCCUUUGACGAGGAACAGCUCAAGUGGCAGAACAACCUGAUGGCGAACGACUCUUCCAACGAGAUUGGCGACAAGCUGCUGAACGUCGAGGACAACGUGCUCUUGAUUUAAGUUCUAAAUAUUUAUUCUCAAUGGUAUAGUUAAUUUCCCUUAAAAACCAGAUUAUCACUAGUUGUUUAAGUCAAGAAAGAAGUGCUUUUUGGUGUUUUCUUUUUCGUUUACCUGCUUUUCGUUUAUUUAAUUGUAAGCUCUAUUUAUUGCGCAUAUUUAUUUAUAAUUAAAACUGGUGGAAUUUGGCAGCAUGAACUGUACCCCCGACGUGACUAAGAUAAGUUAUAUUUAUCUACAGUGACAAUACAGAGAAAAUGAAUAGUAAUCAUAAAUAAAAAAAUAUUUUAAUGUGCCCAAACUUGUUGGUUCUCUAAAAUCAGUUGAUUGUUUUCAAAACAAACAAAACGCAAUCCACCUGUUUUGGGACAAACGCGUCCCUUUUUUAAAGGUUGAUCUAGUCGUCCUUGGGCACAGCACAGCCUUUCGAAUAGCACAACAUUUUAGCUCAUGCACAAAUAACUUGAAACUGAAGUUUACUCAGCAGGAAUGCAAUAAUCGAAUUCGGUGCACACAAAAAAGAAGCUUAAAAAAACUGUCGACGUGAAGGUAGCUUCCACAAUGCACAUCAUUGUUCGCACAAGUGUAAAUUUUAAGGUGCCACACACCAUACAAAAGUAGAGCAAUUUAAACAAAACAAAAAAUGUGCCAUCAAAUCGAUUACAAAAAAAAAAUCAGUGUGCCUUCUUGAUGCCAAAUAAAAAAAAAGUUGUUACAAACAUUCAUAUUUUCACAAGAGAGAGCUAUAUUCUAUAUUCUAGCGGUUAAGACAAGCAAACAGAAUCUCCUACACACGUGUUUUUUGUUAAACAAUAAGUUUGAAAGAGGGCGUGUCGUGGAAAUGCAGCAGCGCGAAACCAAAGGUGAAUUGAUUAGGAAAAAUUAAAUAAGUGCCUUAUGCAAACCCGUUACUCUUCCCUUCCUGUUAAUCAAGACUUGGGCGAAGCGUGAGAACGAUCGAUUCUCACCCAAUGUAGGCUUUUUUUGUUUGUUUUCUGAGUUCUAACAAAAAAAAUACUGUAAUUAAUUUCGUAGUUAUUUUUCCCUAAACACCUCCUCCUCCCCCCAUUUUCUGCUUCCAAAUUUUACAUUAUUGUUCUAAGGUUGAGAAAAAAAACAGAAGGAAAGAUGGAAGAGUGUGCUAGAUAACAAAAAAAAUAAUGAUUCGGUCUCUCACGUGUAGCGACAACAAUCCAAGGCAAUAUACACUUCAUAUACAUUCAAAACUAUGCGAGAGAGAGUUUUAGCAAAAGAGAAAAAAAAACAAGGAAUAGGAAGCGGAAAUUCGACCAGGAAUGAUUUCUAUUUAAAAACAUAAACUUUAAAGAUAUAUACAUUACUUAAAUUAUACACCAGCAAAAAUAGCAAAAAAGAAAAAUCAAACGGCACAAUAAAGAAGCACGCGCAUAUGGAAGAAUGCAUGAAACAAAUACAAUUUGUAUGACUCUUCCAGCUAAAUUGUGAACCGUCAGUAAGGAUGCUUUUCAAUGAUUUUUUUUUUUCCUGUGCAAGAUACAAUAAUUUAUUAUCGAAAUAAAAAGUUAAACUUUUCUCCACAAA
This is a messenger RNA of Culex pipiens pallens (northern house mosquito), 6470 nucleotides long. RefSeq lists its product as uncharacterized. Gene Ontology annotation, cellular component: nucleus. The coding region runs from base 414 to 4913 and encodes 1499 amino acids. The record is from RefSeq and is a predicted model, not a curated record. Gene Ontology annotation, biological process: regulation of transcription by RNA polymerase II. Gene Ontology annotation, molecular function: RNA polymerase II transcription regulatory region sequence-specific DNA binding; protein binding. NCBI's taxonomy places the organism in Eukaryota, Metazoa, Arthropoda, Insecta, Diptera, Culicidae. The transcript is spliced from 8 exons.